AUGGCCGAGAAGGAUAAGGAGAAAGAAACGGAUCCGUUUCUGUAUGAGAGUGAAGAUGAAGACGAUGAUAUUGAGGAGAACAAGACUGAGAGUGGGAGCAGUUCUAGUAGCAGCCAUGGUGGUGACCAUGCUGAGGUUUCCUCUCCUGUUAGUUUUACUUCUCAGAAAUGGCCUCAGAGUUACAAGGAGACAAUCGAUUCUUACUCAAUCGCAGCAUCACCAAAUAUUGCAAAUCUUGGAUUUGUUCCAACUAGUAGCUAUGCAAGCAUUCACAAUUAUUCAAAAGGCAUUUUAGACCUGAUUACAAAGUCUUCAUUCCUGUCUACCAAUGAAUCUGCUCCUCAAAAGGCUGAUUUGGAUAGGAUAUCAAUAACCCAAUCAUUAUUGUCAGAAAAAUCUACUCUGCAUAAGCAGCAGACGGGAGAACUACCUAUUGGUCAUGGCUGUAGCUUCACUCAAACCAUCUUCAAUGCUGGAGUUGGGCUUCUUUCAACACCUUCUACAGUGAAAGAAGCUGGCUGGGCAGGUCUGGUGGUGCUACUUCUUUUUGCAGUUGUGUGUUGUUACACGGGGGUACUCAUGAGAUACUGUUUUGAGAGCAAAGAAGGCAUCACAACUUAUCCAGAUUUAGGAGAAGCUGCCUUUGGAAGAUAUGGGCGUCUUUUCAUAUCCAUUGUUUUGUACGCAGAACUAUAUUCUUAUUGUGUAGAAUUCAUUAUUUUGGAAGGAGAUAAUCUCAGCAGACUAUUCCCAGGAACAUCCUUAAAUUGGGCUGGUUUUCAGCUGGACUCCUUGCACUUAUUUGGAAUAGUAACUGCCCUCAUUGUUCUACCAACUGUUUGCUGGUGGGGUGAUUGUCACACUUUGAUUGUUCUGUGUGUAAUUUUACUCGGUACCGCUGGUGGGAUUGGAUUUCAUCACAAUGCUCAAGCAGUGAACUGGAAUGGAAUUCCACUUGUAAUUGUCAUGGGAUAUCUCAUGUUUGGUCAACAAACAUUGUCCCAGAUAACUUUAAACAUGCCACCACAUGCUUUUCUGUCCAAAGUUGCACUCUGGACAACACUUUUAUUUGCUUCCUUAACAUUGAGCAAAUAUGCCCUGUUGAUGAACCCAUUAGCAAGGGGUAUUGAGGAGCUGCUGCCAGUUGGACUUUCCAAUAGUACCUGGUGUUUCAUUGUUUUAAGAACAGCACUUGUCAUUUCUUCUGUUGGUGCUGCCUUUCUUAUACCUUUCUUUGGUCUUGUGAUGUCUUUGAUAGGCUCUCUACUCAGUAUUCUUGUGUCAGUAAUAGUGCCGUCGCUAUGCUUUCUGAAAAUAGCAGGAAGGAAAGCUACAACGGUACAGGUUGUUUCUAGUACCACAGUUGCUGCUUUGGGCAUAAUUGCCGCAACCCUUGAUACUAAGGUUAGCACCCUGAUUUCGGCAAGUGGGUGGUGGGAUGUUCCCAAGGUUUAUAGUUUAUUUACUUUCAUGGAAGCGGAGACUAUCUUGUCUAUACCUUUGAUCGCCAUGGAUGCGACUUGUUUUCGUUGCUCCACUGGCUGCAAAACAUCAGUUCAUGCCCUACGAGAUUGCCCAACUAUUCGUCUCAUAUGGGAGUCUUCGGAACUGCAGACAGUUUUUCUUGGUCUGAUUGUUCUGGACUCACACGGUGUUCUUAUAGGGGCGGUGGUAAUGAGGGCACCUAGUCUCCUGUCUGUGUUGGCUACCGAGCUUUACGCUCUCAAAGUGAGUCUUUCUUUUGUCUUAGAUGCAUCGCUUCUGCCCUUGGUAGUUGAAUCCAACUCCCUGGCUGCAGUGCAAUUGCCAUCAAAGGAGGAAGAAUGUUUAGCUCAUGAGGGAGUGCUUGUGACUGAAAUUCGGCGUCUUCUUCUAGCGUUAUCCUCUUGUGUUCAUUUUGUCCCCCAUACUGCCAACAUUGUGGCUCAUAGUAUUGCGAGUUAUAGUCUUUGA
Messenger RNA from Prunus armeniaca (apricot), 1953 nucleotides. NCBI's taxonomy places the organism in Eukaryota, Viridiplantae, Streptophyta, Magnoliopsida, Rosales, Rosaceae. The record is from the annotation of a GenBank genome assembly.